AAAAAACCUCAUUAGUAUAACCACAAAAUAGAACCGAUCGAUUAAUCAGUUUUUUUGAAUUAAUUAUAUUGGAGGUUAACUUAAAAAUGAAAGUAUUACUAAGUGUUUUUUUGCUGGCAUUAAUUCUGUUCGUUGCCGGAGGAAUUAUUAUUAUUUGCCAUAGACAAUCAGAUGAAUUAAACCCUAGACCAUUGCCAAAAAUUCUUCCACUAAGAAGUAAAAUCGACGUUAUUGUUUUGAACCAACGGUGGUUGGAUACCGCGUGCUUUGAAUGGAAGGCAAGUUAUAGAAAUAACACAUGCUCGGUGCCAAAAGAUAAACAAUGGAGUCUAUUGGGAUUAAUGCCGCAAAUAAAUGGCACUAAAGGCCCUCAUUUUUGUAAUCGUUCACUAUUAUUCGAUCCCGAAGCAAUAGAUUCGAUUAAAAAUGAUCUUGAAGCCAAAUGGAAAACCGUGGACGAUCAGAAUAAUGCUGGUAAAAUAUGGCAAGCAAGUUGGGAAAAAUAUGGCACUUGCGGUGUCACAGUUGACCAGAUAAAAGAUCAAUUUAAAUAUUUCAAUAAAUCAAUUGAAUUGUAUGACAAAUAUAACAUGAAGCGUAUUUUGAAUGAGGUCAAUAUUACCCCAGGAAAUAAUUAUACCGCUCAAGGACUUUUGAAUGCUGUGGAAAGCGGUUUGGGUAAACGGGCUAGAAUUUUGUGCUCUCGUGACCGAAAAAACAAAAAACAUUAUAUAUAUUCGAUCUACACAUGUUUCGAUACAUCAUUCAAUUUAAUUAAUUGUGACGGAAUAAGUCAUUAUUUAACAAAUUGUCCCCUCAAGAAGCCAAUUACGUAUCCAAACUUUGACGAAAAUUUUGUUAAUAAAAUAUAAAAAUUAAUAUACAAAAAGAAGAAAAGUUACGGAAAGUAAAAUGAAGUGCAAAAAAAAGAGAUAAAAGUGCGCAAUAAAUAUAAAAUAUAAAACUUUGUAAAAGACAAUUUCAUACAAAUGAAACCUAUUAUUAAUAUUAAUAUAAUUAUUAUACAUAUAUAAACAAUAAAAUCAUCAAAUAUAAAUA
This is a messenger RNA of Microplitis demolitor, 1059 nucleotides long. RefSeq names its product ribonuclease Oy. The record is from RefSeq and is a predicted model, not a curated record. The transcript has 3 exons. The coding region runs from base 87 to 872 and encodes 261 amino acids. Lineage: Eukaryota; Metazoa; Arthropoda; Insecta; Hymenoptera; Braconidae. Gene Ontology annotation, cellular component: extracellular region. Gene Ontology annotation, biological process: RNA catabolic process. Gene Ontology annotation, molecular function: ribonuclease T2 activity; RNA binding.